Molecule: messenger RNA, 1386 nt
Organism: Didymodactylos carnosus
Lineage: Eukaryota; Metazoa; Rotifera; Eurotatoria; Philodinida; Philodinidae
Source: the annotation of a GenBank genome assembly
AUGACACGUGCAUACCUUAAGAUGACUGAUAACACAUCAAAUAAUAAUAAACUAUUUACAUUUAAUUCCUAUGAUGAAUUUAAACAAGAAUGUUUACGUAUGAAUAAUGAAAAUACGAUAGAUAUAUGGAAUCAAUUACCUAUUGAAUUACCAUCAUCAAAAAAAAGUUCCACUAAUAAUGUUAAAUAUUUUACACGUCGACAACAACAUCGUUACGGUAGAAAGUUAAAAUAUUACGCAACUUGUUGUCUUCUUUUAAAGAAAACACAAAAAAAGAGAAAAAAACUACGUACUAAAAUUUUUCAUUUGUAUGAUGAAAUGUUCAAUGUACCUCAUAUGGAACAAAAUGAUUGUUUGGUUGAGAUGUGUCAACAAGUUGCUCAAAAGACACGUGAAUUUAUAUCAAAAGGUGAAUUAUAUGACUCAUCGAUUGAUAUGGAUGAAUUAUUUCAAGCUGCUCGGAAUAUAUGGUUUCUGUGUGGAUUAUAUAUACGAUUAGAUAGAAAAAUGUACUUAACUGAUGCAGUAUUUGGAUAUUCAAUGUUAUAUCCGUAUACAGAUAAUUUUACGGAUUCUAACGAUAUAACGAAAGAAUGUAAACAAGAAUUUGCAAAAAUCUUUUUUCAACGUUUAUUGUAUGGUGAAGAAUAUGCUGCUGUGCCAGAAUCAUUAAAACUCCUUUCAGAUCGUAUAAAAAAAAUCUUUGAUAUGGUAAAAUUUAUUGAAAAUGAUUGGCCAAGAGAAUCAUAUAAAGAAGUUUAUUAUGGCCUAGCAUAUAUACAUGAGUCACAAGUAAGAUCGACUCAACAACAUGCAUGCUCUGAGGACGGCUAUCAACCAACAAUGGAAUUAAUUGAAGAAAUCUCAGCACAAAAGGGUCCUGCAUCAAUGCUAGCUGGUUGGCUUCUUGUUGAAGGACACUUGACAUAUGAAAAAACGGCUUUUCUAGAAUAUUUUGGUUUUGGUAUACAAUUGGUAGAUGACUUACAAGAUGUUAAAGUAGAUUUAAAAAAUAAUCAUCGUACCAUUUUUACACAAACGAUUACUGAUGGACAUAUGUUAGAUGAACCAACAGCUAAAUUAAUUCACUAUUUUUAUCAUGGUAAAACAGCUUACGCCGUAUUUGAAGAUACUAAACAACAAAUUGAUUCUGUAACCGUGCCAACAAAUGAGCAUUCUACAAUAACAUUUGAACAAUAUACCUUUCUGUCAACAAUGUCAGGUGUACUUAUGCUUAUAUUUGAAGCAGCUUCUAAAUUAAAACAAUAUUAUUCAAAAAAAUGUUAUCAUCAUUUAAGUCAUCUUUCACCCAUACCAUUUCGACAAUUAAAACAUAUGCAAAUUGAAAGACGGAUAUGGUAUUUUAUAAGACAUCAAUGGUUCUAA